AAUAAAAAGAGUAAUUUCUACUUUAAAUUGUCGAAUAAACAUUAAAAAUGCCGCUAAAUAAAAUAUUAAUUACCGAACGUCAAGAAAUUUAGUCAAAAGUAUAAAAAUUACGUUGUUAACUCUGUUUAUUAGUAGAUCAAAUUGGUAUUUACAGCCAAGUUUCCCGUUACUCCAAAGAACAUUCCACGUCAGAAUAAUCUUUUAACACCAUUAAAAGAUGCGCAGAGCUAAAGGUUAUCAGGAUUUGGAUGAAAAUGUGGGAGACACUCGGCUAUCGUCUCCCCCAAUGCCACCCCCACAGGAAAUAGAAAUGGCAUCUGUGUCGGUGGUUCCGGAUGAUACUUUCACCGUUACGCAAGCCGUAAAUGCUUUGGGAUUUGGUUGGUUUCAAGUAAAACUUUCUUUGUAUACGGGACUAUGCUGGAUGGCUGACUCGAUGGAAAUGACAAUUUUAAGCAUUCUCUCACCAGCACUUCAUUGCGAAUGGAAUAUAAGCAAGUAUCAACAAGCAUUGACUACAACUAUAGUGUUCAUGGGAAUGAUGCUCAGUUCAACGUUUUGGGGAAAUAUUAGUGAUCGAUAUGGUAGAAAAACAGCGCUCAGUAUGUGUGGAGUUCUGUUAUUUUACUAUGGAUUGUUAAGUGCAGUAGCUCCGAACUUCCUAUGGUUACUAUUCUUGAGGGGUCUCGUAGGAUUUGCAAUAGGCUGCGUGCCCCAGUCAGUGACUCUGUAUGCAGAAUUUUUACCAACGAAACAGAGAGCAAAGUGUGUGGUUCUUCUGGAUUGUUUCUGGGCGCUCGGUGCAUGUUUAGAAGUGGCACUGGCACUGGUCGUGAUGCCCACUCUUGGAGUGCAUUGGUUACUGGCGCUGUCAACCAUACCGCUGCUCAUAUUUGCCAUUAUAUGUCCUUGGCUUCCGGAAUCGGCUCGGUUUCAUGUAGCGAGUGGUCAACCUGAUAAAGCCUUAGCUACACUUGAACAGAUCGCACAAGACAACGGUCGCCCUAUGUUACUUGGUCGGCUGGUGUGCGACGACUCGGUCGGCAUCGGUCAACGUGGACGAUUGAAACAUCUCCUUAUACCCCAGUUGAGGAAUACCAGCCUCUUACUAUGGAUUAUAUGGAUGUCGUGUGCGUUCUGCUACUACGGGCUGGUGCUGAUGACGACGGAGCUGUUCGAGAGCGACGCCGACGGCGCGGAGGAGUCGUGUGCGGCGGACUGCCGCCCGCUGCAGACCACCGACUACAUGGACCUCCUGUGGACUACUCUGGCCGAAUUUCCGGGUAUUUUCGCCACGAUAUUUAUCAUCGAGAAGUAUGGUCGGAAGAAGACAAUGGCGUCCCAGUUCGUCAUAUUCGCUAUCUGUGUCUGCGUCUUGGUUUACAAUGGAAACCGAACGUUUUUGACCUGCGUCCUGUUUCUGGCGCGGGGUAUUAUCGCGGGACUGUUUCAAGCGGCUUACGUUUACACACCUGAGGUUUAUCCAACGGCGUUAAGAUCCACCGCAGUAGGUGCUUGCAGUGGAGUCGCGAGACUCGGCGCUAUGAUCACUCCUUACGUAGCCCAGGUGCUACUGAAGAAUUCGAUAGUGAUCGCGACGGCGGUGUACUCCGCGGCGGCGCUGCUGGCGGCCGCCGCCUGCCUCGCGCUGCCCAUCGAGACCAAGGGCCGGGAGAUGAAGGACACCGUCUCGGCCGCCGGAUAACCUCCACACGACCUAUAAAUUAUUGAGAACUUUUCAUUUCUUAAAAUACUAACAAAGAAACGCCCCUUAACUACGACAAAGCCGUACAAUCUGAAACUAAUUGACACUUAAAUUUAAAAAAUCCGUAAGGGUUUAAUCUCAUUAUAAGGAAUUCUAAAAAAAACUGGACGUAAUCUCCGAGACUUCGAAAUAUUGGUUGUGAUCAUUUACUGGGAUUUGAGUAUUUCUUAAUUUCUUCAAAAUAUAAUUUCGAUCGCUAGCGACAA
Molecule: messenger RNA, 1971 nt
Organism: Vanessa atalanta (red admiral)
Lineage: Eukaryota; Metazoa; Arthropoda; Insecta; Lepidoptera; Nymphalidae
Product: synaptic vesicle 2-related protein
Exons: 13
Coding region: 218-1705 (495 amino acids)
Biological process (GO): transmembrane transport
Cellular component (GO): membrane
Molecular function (GO): transmembrane transporter activity
Source: RefSeq, a predicted model, not a curated record